Anopheles coluzzii is the source of this 509-nucleotide messenger RNA. It is a transcript of the gene mRpL52, whose product is annotated as 39S ribosomal protein L52, mitochondrial. The record is from RefSeq and is a predicted model, not a curated record. The transcript is spliced from 3 exons. Gene Ontology annotation, molecular function: structural constituent of ribosome. The coding region runs from base 82 to 450 and encodes 122 amino acids. Gene Ontology annotation, biological process: mitochondrial translation. Gene Ontology annotation, cellular component: mitochondrial large ribosomal subunit. NCBI's taxonomy places the organism in Eukaryota, Metazoa, Arthropoda, Insecta, Diptera, Culicidae.
AUCUGGCUGUCAAAAUACCGUGUGUUGGAUAAUCAAAAUAAAACGAAAAGUGUGCAGUCCUCUGCUUCGGUGUCCGGCAAAAUGCUUCUGCUUAAGAAUCUACCUAUGUCUAUGCGAUAUUUACACAAAGCAGUACAAUCUGCUCGGGGCUCAGCCGUGCUAAACGGCGAAACGAAGAAGUGCGUGCGGAAUCCGAACAAAUCUAGCUUGCUCACUCAUCUGCCCGAUUACACUUACAUGGAUGGACGUGUUACACCUUUCGGAGCCAAUCAAAGGAAGCGGAUUAUUCAGCAGCGCGAAAUUGCUAAGCAUAUAGUGACACUUUCCAAAGAAAUGGAUUUUGCCGUAGAACGACAUCAAAGAAAUAUGGCCGAGGCCGAAGAAACCAAACAAAAGCUGCUAGCCGCAAAGCUGAAGCCCAAAGGUCAUUUAUUGUUGCAGAAAAAAUAAAGUUUGAUUUUGCUAUAUGAAUAAACAAUCCCAUUGCUAGCCGUUAGCUUGAAUGUUGA